GCAGUGUGCAACAGCACGCCUCAACUACUAUCUCUCACUUGGGGGUCUGAUGAGCUCCGGAAAGAUAUUUGCACUUGCAGAAGAGCUGAAUAGCGUACAGACAUGAAAGCUCCUUCUGUGUACGUGGUCGACAGCCGUGCUACCGCCCCUCCGCUACCACCCCGAGCAGCCCCUCCAAGGACUGGAAACCUGGCUCAGAGCCUUCUUUUCCUGCUGGUGAGCUUAGCCUUGGGUGGGGUCAUACUGGAGGCUGUGCUGAUCUUCUAUCUCCACUCAAGUCAACGUGAACAAACAUCAGCUUCCUUCUCCAGGCUCACCGCAGAAAAACUUCAAUCCCUCCACUCUUCCAGCCCUGAGGUUCCUCAUUCUAAACCAGCGGCACUUCUGAUGGAUGGACCAGAUGUUCUUCACGACAAAGCCAUCCUGGGCUGGAGCGCCAUUGCGGACCCCCUCCUCCACCAGAUGGACUACAAGAACAGAAGUCUGGUUAUCCGCAAAGACGGUUACUACUUUAUCUACUCCAAAGUGUUUUUCGUGGACGUGGGAGUGUUCCACCACACCAUGCACUCUCUCAGGGAUGACGAGGAGAGCAUCCCGCUCUUGCAAUCCAGGACGUAUUCCACAAAGACGGAGAAGAAAUCCAACAGCUUCUUGGGUGGAGUCUUCCACCUCCAUAAACGUGAUGCCGUUUUCGUCAAAGUGAGCGACUCCUCCAAAGUAGUACGCCACAAAGCUUACGAGAACGUCUUUGGUGCGUUCAUGAUCUAGAACACGAGUGUCCAAAGUUUACCAACGAAGGGCCACAUUCUGAAUUAUUAAAGGACGCAAGGGACUCAUAUUUCAUGAAUCAAAACAGGUAGAUAAGCUAAGUCGUGAUAUACAAUCAUGGAAAAAUGAUUAGACCAGGCUUGUUUCUU
Molecule: messenger RNA, 917 nt
Organism: Doryrhamphus excisus (bluestripe pipefish)
Lineage: Eukaryota; Metazoa; Chordata; Actinopteri; Syngnathiformes; Syngnathidae
Source: RefSeq, a predicted model, not a curated record